This is a messenger RNA of Coccidioides immitis RS, 1346 nucleotides long. RefSeq lists its product as hypothetical. Bases 143 to 946 code for a protein of 267 amino acids. The transcript is spliced from 3 exons. The record is from RefSeq and is a predicted model, not a curated record. Gene Ontology annotation, molecular function: hydrolase activity, acting on ester bonds. NCBI's taxonomy places the organism in Eukaryota, Fungi, Ascomycota, Eurotiomycetes, Onygenales, Onygenaceae.
UGGCCGUUGAUACUUUCAAAUCUUCCGGAUACAUUGUUCACAUCCCAAGUCCCUUUCGCGGCUCCGCUUCACAUCCCCAAAAUACCCCUCAAGCUUAAGACCAGGCUUGACAGCUAAGUCGAAACUCUGUUGAUUGUUGAUAAUGUUCAGAUCCAUCGAUCAUCUCCGCGACAGCCAAGCUCCAGAUGAUUAUCCGCGAGUCUACCUCUUUGGCGAUUCUCUAACGGAAUGGGGGUGUUCGGAAUUGGAUUCGGGGUUUGGGUGGAGAUUAGAACAGUAUUACAAAGACCGGGUUGAGGUUGUCAAUGAAGGAUAUGCCGGACAAACGACAAGGUCGCUUCGCAGAAUCUUCAAGGAACGAAUCCUUGACAAGGCAAAGGAGCGUGGCUCACCCGCGCCGCUCUUUAUAACGAUAUUUCUUGGAGCUAAUGACGCCUGUUUAGAUGGUGCCGGCACAUACGUUCCCAUAGAAGAAUACGAAGAACAUAUCCGACACUAUGUCAAUAGCAUCCUUAAUCAUCCUGCUACAAAGGGCACUAAAGUCAUUUUGAUUUCACCACCACCGGUCAACGUACCUCCUCCUCCAAAAGAGGGCUCGGAAAGCGACUUGGAUAUCCCCUCGGUUGCCGACGCUUUGUGGCAUGUGGCUGCCAAGGGUCGAGGCUACAGGACUUGGGAAUCGAAAAGAAAAUUUGCGAAGAAAAUUGUCGAAAUUGGGCAUGAGUUUCAGGAAAGGGCGGAACGAGUGGCACUUUUAGACUUCUGGACUAUUAUCACCAAGGCUGCGUGUCUAGACGACGGCGACGGCGACCCAGGUGAUAUCUUCCACAAACUUGAUCUCGAAGAUAUAUUACCAGGCUGUGGCAUGCCGGGGUCGAAACGAUUUGGACGCGGUUAUUUCACUGACGGCCUCCAUCUGGGCGAAAAGGCAGGUUUUUGCAAGUGACGUUGUGCGGAUGCCUUUUAUCUGCUAACGUUAUAGUUGACAGGGGUAUGAAAUUCUCGGCCAAGGUCUCUUAGAUCUCGUUUUAAAAAGAUGGCCAGAGUUGAAAAGCGAGAAUUUCCCGAUCCGGCCGUGCGAGAUAACUUCGGCAUAAUCUUGUCCCUCGGAACACUCGUCAGACAGUGAAGGAUUGACACAAAAGGUCAACAGCAUUGUAGAGGAAAUAAUGAUGCAUUCCUAUUUAGCCUUUGUUUAAGGUGUUGCCGGAACCUCUUGGGUUUUCCUCUUUGAAUUCAUCCCACGCUCGUGCCUUCAUCGUUUCUUCGUCGGCCUUCUUCAUGUCAUCUUCGUCAAUUUCUUUCGGCGCGCCAGAUUGUUCACCCCCACCUUCGAUAAUUCCUCC